Molecule: messenger RNA, 3157 nt
Organism: Oncorhynchus tshawytscha (Chinook salmon)
Lineage: Eukaryota; Metazoa; Chordata; Actinopteri; Salmoniformes; Salmonidae
Product: zinc finger protein 501-like
Exons: 2
Coding region: 215-1714 (499 amino acids)
Biological process (GO): regulation of transcription by RNA polymerase II
Cellular component (GO): nucleus
Molecular function (GO): RNA polymerase II transcription regulatory region sequence-specific DNA binding; DNA-binding transcription factor activity, RNA polymerase II-specific
Source: RefSeq, a predicted model, not a curated record
AACGCUUCUUUCAACAGCAGCAACAGUUAGUCAGCCACCUCGGUAGCUUGUUAGACAAAAUAGCUGAACCAAUAAAGCUCUUUAGACGCUUUCGUGGGUAUUAGCCACUGUGUUUUAAAGUUAUCCGAUUUAAUUUCAUAUUUACUGUGUUGUUAUUAUUCAGCUAGCGGGCUGGUUAAUUUAGCAUUAGCCUAGCUAGCUAACAUCUCCGACCAUGACUUCACUAAGCUACUCUCCUUCUACUAAAGAAGAGGAUGUCUGCUGGACGGAGAAAGAAGCUCUCGUCAAAGAGGAGGAGGAAGAGAAUAAUGUCACAGUAAAACAAGAAGUUGAGAGUGAGGCUGUUAUAGUUAAAGAAGAGAAAGACGUUUCAGUGAAAGAAGGAGAAGACUCGUUCAGAGUGAAAGAAGAGGAGGAGGAUGUUACAGUAAAAGAAGAGGAGGAAGAGAAGGAUGUUACAAUAGAAAAACAAGUAGAGAGCGAGGCAGUUACAGGGAAAGAAGAAGAGAAAGACGUUUCGGUGAAAGAAGAGGAAGACGCGUUCAGAGUGAAGGAGGGGGAGGAUGUUACAGUAAAAGAAGAGUAUGAUGCAGUUUUUGAAGUGAAAGAGGGGGAGAUUACGGCCACAUCGGAAGAGGAGGAAACUGGAUAUCUGGGCCCGAUUUCCCAAACGAAAUUUAAGGCAUCCAGUGGUUCUAACGAUGAACUUAGCCAUAAGAUGGUUUUGAGAAACCGGGCCGUGAUUACCACUGGAGAGAUACGGGACUAUCGUGGAUCCUCUGGGGAGCCUCAACAACAUCAUGAUGCUGACGAGGCAGAGAAGAGUCUCUCCAGAUCAAAACACCUCAAUAAACACCUGCAGAGACCCACAGGGAAGAAAUCUAUUUGCUGCUCUGCCUGUGGGAAAUGUUGCAAAUCUUCAUCAGAACUUAAAAUACACCAGCAAGUCCACACAGGAGAGAAACCAUACUGCUGCUCUGACUGCGGGAAAUGUUUCUCAAGAUCAAAUUCACUAAAAGUACACCUGAGAAUUCACACGGGAGAGAAAUCUCACCACUGUUUUGAUUGUGGGAAAAGUUACUUAAGAUUAAAAUCACUAAAAGUACACAUGAGAAUUCACACUGGAGAGAAACCUUAUAGAUGUGAUCAAUGUGGGAAGAGUUUUACUAUAUCUAGCUGUCUGACUAUACAUCAGAGAACACAUACAGGAGAAAAACCGUAUAGCUGUACUCAAUGUGAGAAGAGUUUCACUACAUCUAGCCAAUGGAUUGUACACCAGAGAACACACACAGGAAAGAAAUCUCUUAGCUGUACUCAAUGUGGGAAGAGUUUCACUCACUUAGGCAGCCUGUUAUCACACCAGAGAAAACACACAGGAGAGAAAUCUUAUAGCUGUGAUCAAUGUGGGAAGACUUUUACUCAGUCAAGCAAUCUGGUAUCACACCAGAGAACACACACAGGAGAGAAACCUUAUAGCUGUGAUCAAUGUGGGAAGAGUUUUACUAAAUCGAGCAGUCUUGUUGUACACAAGAGAACACACACAGGAGAGAAACCUCAUAGCUGUGAUCAAUGUGGGAAGAGUUUUGUUACAUCUAGCCGUCUUAUUGAACACCAGAGAACACACACAGGAGAGAAACCUCAUAGCUGUGAUCAAUGUGACAAGAGAUACUCUGAUAAAAGAUCGCUGAUCAAACAUCAGAAAAUACAUACAUGAAGGAGUUGUUUCAUGAUAUCAAUGAAAUGUCACAGUGUAGAAUGUUUUAAUGUUGUAGUAGGAGUAUUUUAAUGGAGAACCCUAAUUGUUUGCCCCCUGUUCUAUUGAUUUCAGCGUGAUAUGGAUAUGAGCUUCAUCAGUAGAAACAUCUUUGUACUUUGCUCCGUUCAUCUUUCCCUCGAUCUUGACUAGUCUGCCAGUCCCUGCCACUGAAAAACAUCCCCACAGCAUGAUGCUGCCACCACCGUGCUUCACCGUAGGGAUGGUGCCUGGUUUCCUCCAGACUUGAUGCUUUGCAUUCAGGCCAAAGAGUUCAAUCUUGGUUUCAUCAGACCAGAGGUGUGUCCAAUGCAGACAUGAUGGGAUUAGUAUUGGCUUCAUAGAUGUGUCCAAUGCAAACAUGAUGGAUUAGUAUUGGCUUCAUAGACGUGUCCAAUGCAGACAUGAUGGGAUUAGUAUUGACCUCAUAGACGUUUCCAAUGCAGACAUGAUGGAUUAGUAUUGGCUUCAUAGAUGUGUCCAAUGCAGACAUGAUGGAUUAGUAUUGGCUUCAUAGACGUGUCCAAUAAUGCAGACAUGAUGGAUUAGUAUUGGCUUCAUAGACGUGUCCAAUGCAGACAUGAUGGGAUUAGUAUUGGCUUCAUAGACGUGUCCAAUAAUGCAGACAUGAUGGAUUAGUAUUGACCUCAUAGACGUGUCCAAUGCAGACAUGAUGGAUUAGUAUUGGCUUCAUAGACGUGUCCAAUGCACUUAUUCAUGUGGUUUGUAAUUUCGAUACUGAAACAGGAUUGGCUAAUCCUCCCACAUUGUUUCCAUUUUGCUGAGAUGUUUUCUCCAUUUGAAAUGAUACUGUUAGAAAUGGGUAAAGCACUCACAUCUGUGAACUUGUGUGUGUUCAUCAUUAGUUAAUAACUUGAAAGAAAACAAAAGGCUGAUUGAUACUGAUCAGUGUGUGGGUUUUCUUUUUCAUCAGACAAUUAAUGAGGCUCAUAAUGAGGCUCCCCAUGUUGAAGGAGAGCAGUUUAGACUCAUAAUGAGGCUGACCAUGUUGAAGCAGACCAGAGUAGACUCAUAAUGAGGCUCCCAUGUUGAAGGAGACCAGAUUAGAUCCAUAAUUAGGCUAACCUUGUCGAAGUAGGCCAGAUUAAACUCAUGAGGCUAACCAUGUUGAAGGAGAACGGAAUAGACUCAUAAUGAGCCUACCCCGUUGAAGGAGACCAGAUUACACUCCUAAUGAGGCUGACCAUGUCAAAGGAGACCAGAUUAGACUAAUAACGAGGCUAACCAUGUUGAAGGACACCAGAUUAGACUAAUAAUGAGGCUAACCAUGCUGAAGGAGACUAGAUUAGACUCAUGAUCAGUGGUGGAAAAAGUACCCAAUUGUCAUACUUGAGGAAAGUAUAGAAAGUCACCCAGUAAAAUACUACUUGAGUAAAAGUCAAA